Messenger RNA from Oncorhynchus mykiss (rainbow trout), 995 nucleotides. Its product is annotated as RD3 domain-containing protein. Lineage: Eukaryota; Metazoa; Chordata; Actinopteri; Salmoniformes; Salmonidae. The record is from RefSeq and is a predicted model, not a curated record.
GAGGUAUUGCCAGAAGAGAGGGGGUCGGUGGAGUAUGGCCAGAGGAGAGGGGGUCGGUGAGAUGACAGAUGCUUACUGAACAAAACUGCUGGUACCCCCUGCUGCUACGCUGCUCUAGUUGGCUGACUGGAUAUGUACAGGCUGACACAUCUAGCAACACCUCCAGGUGUGCUUAUGAGCUGCACACCAAAGACAACAGAAAGAAAAAAAAAGGAACUGUGAAAUGAAGGCAUUGUCUGCAUCUUGAUAAGAUAACCAACAAGGAGACUACUCAAUAAUUGACUUUUGUAAAAGAUGUUCCCCUGGUCAGCAGUGUUUUCUCUGGAGCCGAAAGUGCCUGGACAGCGUACGGCAGAAGAACUAGUCACCAACACUCUGAUGCUGGAGCUGGGUGCCAUGGUGAAGCGCACCGAACGUAUCCGCCUGGAAAGGGUGACAAAAGAGGGCCGGCGCCGGCGCAGUUCUUCCUCCGCUGACUACAGCUGGCUGGCCACUGCCCCCACCCACCAACCCUAUGAGCUGACCCCCCGAGACCUGAUAGAGCUGCAGGACCUGUGUGCCAGGGUGCCACCGUCUCAGUGUGGCCCUGUCAUUGUUAGGUUCAGGAAUCUGGUGACGGAGAUUGAGCCGGAGGUUCACGAGGUGGCUCGUCUGUUCCGCACGGUUCUACGUGACUGUGUGGAGGGAGAAGAGGAGAACGAGGAGAUGAGGAUGAGGUCAGCCGGCUGGGACAAACAACGCAGCAAGAGCCUCUCCUUUGUAACCUUCCGCUCCAAGUUCCGCCCCGCUCCCUUCAGGGGUGGGGGCCUGGGCGGGUCACGUGGCAACCUGCAGGAGGAGUCGAGCUGGUACGAGGAAGACGAGGUGGAGCAGCAGGAGGGAGCAGCAAACGUGGCGAGAGCGGCCAGGAAGGGGAGGAGCAUGAGCAUGCCUGAUAUCACCCCCAUCGAACAGAGUGCACAUGGCUGAGGGAGGGAUGGAGAAAGAGAAUAGGA